GUACAACGUCCAGGCUGUGAGAAUGCGAACGACUACAAAUGGAACCGACUUAUACUUUUGCACGUACGAGUGGUGGAUAUUUCACCAUAACAUGUGGCAAGCACAUAGACACUGGAUAGAAACACGUCCAAGCAAGACACACCUUGGAGAUAGACACAUAAUCCAAAUUGCCUAUCUUCAUGAAUAUAUUCUUCAAGACAAAUAUCUUAAUAUACAAUCACUCGACAGGGACGACUACCUCCAUCAUCGUCACGACAUCGGCAUCCCCACAAUCGGGGACACGAAUCUUGCCAUUCCGCAAACCCGGGCGUCGUUCACCAAGCUUGCUUGCCCCCCGAAGAAGCCAUCCCAUACCGAGUUCAAAAAAGAGUAUAGAAACAUAUUAACGCAACCUCCCCCUAGCGUCCGGGAGGAGGCCACGCCGGGGACCAGGGCAUCCAACACAACAAUCAAUGCCGAGAGAAAAAAGAAUAGCAAGUCAAAAAAAGUUGUCAUUGGACCACCCGGACCCCGGGGAGGUGUAUAUACCGACGCUUUAUACGCUAAUUCACGAAGAAGAAGAAAGAACAUACCCACCACCACUCCUUCUAUAUUUUCCCAUCAAGCCUCAAUCCUCACUCCCACAUUAUUUCAACUACUGACCCAUCUCACAGAACCAGGAGCGCGGCAGCCAUGAAGGCGGGGAGGCCGAACGCCACGGCGGCGUUGCGGCCCGCGGCGCCGACGACGACG
Molecule: messenger RNA, 732 nt
Organism: Phialemonium atrogriseum
Lineage: Eukaryota; Fungi; Ascomycota; Sordariomycetes; Cephalothecales; Cephalothecaceae
Exons: 1
Coding region: 23-676 (217 amino acids)
Source: RefSeq, a predicted model, not a curated record